Molecule: messenger RNA, 454 nt
Organism: Parasteatoda tepidariorum (common house spider)
Lineage: Eukaryota; Metazoa; Arthropoda; Arachnida; Araneae; Theridiidae
Source: RefSeq, a predicted model, not a curated record
AGCAGUUAAAUAUUCUUUGCUGCGCUCUUAAAAGUUAUCGUUUCAAAUCAGUAUAAAGCUGGUUAUCAUUAUAGGUUCAUCACUUGAACGAUCAAGGCUAACAUCAUGAAAUCAAUCAUUCUUCUCUGCACUUUGGCACUCUUUCUUGUUGUCUGUGGUGCUGACGAUGUGUGCAACUUGCCUUUCGAGACCGGACCUUGUAGAGCCGCCUUCUUAAGAUUCCAUUUCGAUAAAGCAUCUGGGGGAUGCAAGCAGUUUGUUUAUGGAGGAUGCCAAGGAAAUGGAAAUAAUUUUAAGACUGAAAAAGAAUGCCAAGACGCUUGCGCUUGAAUGAAUCAACAGGAAAGAAGAACAAAAAGAAUAUGUGUGGUUGGAUAACAAUACUUAAAACUGAAAGUAUAUGUACAGAAAAAUAAUUAUGAUUAUGCAUGUCAAUAAAAACAAUUUUCCAAGA